Salmo salar (Atlantic salmon) is the source of this 7260-nucleotide messenger RNA. RefSeq lists its product as uncharacterized. Lineage: Eukaryota; Metazoa; Chordata; Actinopteri; Salmoniformes; Salmonidae. The record is from RefSeq and is a predicted model, not a curated record.
ACUGUACCUACCAACUUGUAGCUAGCAGGCAGCCAGCCAGCCAACUACAGUAUCAAAACAAAUCCCUCACCUCUACUACCAAGUUGGAGUGAGCCAGGUGGCAAGGGUGUGAGGAGAGAAAAAUCGAUUGAAGAAAAUUAUUAGGUCCCUGGUGAAAGGUGCGGAUAAACACGACAGGUGGAUGGAUUUCUCAGUGAAGCACCUACUCCUUACUCCACUGUGAUAUGACAUCACUGAGUGGUUACCACAGAAACCAGGGCUCCACUGCAGACGGUUGACAGCCAGUCAAGUGUUUUUCCACAGGGAUGGCUGCACAAGUGGAGGUGCAGACUGGGGAGGUGGAAAGGAUUGGUGUAGGGGGUCGACUGCACCUCAGCCCUCUGUCUGACUCCAGCAACAAGAGCCUCACGGAGGGUCCCUCCAACACCCAGGCCUCCCUCAUCAUCACCCCAGAGCCUAGUAAGCCUGUCCCUGCACCUAAACCACGGCUCACUCCCAGACCUUUCGCUGUGGAGAAAAACCCCAUCAUCCGGCCCAUAGUUGCGCCUAAGCCUAAUACCAAGCCCCGACCAGUGUCCACUCGUCCUACUUCUUACAAACCUGACUCACCCAGCACCUCAAAACAUCAGCAGCCGAAUGUCACCAGCAAACACAGGCCAGUGCCGACCAACCCCAGCUGUCCUGCUCCUAACUCCUACAAACCCUCUCGUAAGUUGAGCAUGGGACAGACCACGAAGCCUGUAGCCCAGCCCUUCAAACCCGCCCCUCUUCUAACCCUUGGGGACCCCAGCAAACCAACUCCCUCCCCACCGGUGCGGCGUCAGAAGCCAGCUGCGGCAGGCUUGUUCCACUCACGAGGCCCUAAGAAACCGCCUUCAGCAGAAUGGUCCGGAUCCACCAAACCAGAGAAGGAAAGGAACAAAACAGCAUCCAGUAUCAGAGCUGGGGCAGCCUCUAUGACCAGAGCCAAGUCUAUGGGCUUCCUCAGUCAGAUAGGGCAAGAUGAGGAGGAAAGGAAGGGGGAUGAAGGGCCCAAGGUCACAGUUCAACUCCGAUCCCAGUCUAGAGCCUCCAGGCCCAGACCUGUGUCGGCCAUCUUCCUGCCCUCUCCCACUCAGGCUGAGUCGCCCACCCCAGCUACUCGCUGGGCAGUGAGACGUCCCCUCUCAGCCGACCUCACCUCCAAGUUUGAGUCCAUUGGCCUGUCGCUGCACCACGGCCGACCUGCCAAGACCGACAGCAAGGAAAACACUCCGGUGGAACCGCUACGGAGGACAGAGAAGGUGAAGGGAGCAGAGGGGACCAAUGUUACACCACCGGCCCCAGACAGCAAGCCCUCAGCCCUCGUACGAGGGAGAGAGAAUAAAACAGAGGAAGAGGAGGAGGAUGAUAAGGAUGAGGGAAAGGGUGGAGGCAGCAUUAAGAGACAGAUCAGUCUCUUGCUUGAUUCCUCCUCUUCUUCCUCUCCUGUGGUUCCUCUCCGUGUUGCUGCCCAAAGACCAGGGUCUAACUCUCCAGUACAGCCAAUCCAAGAGGCAGAUGUAACAUUGGGUGGUGUUAAACAGCGAAUCAGGAAGCUUACUGAAGAUACUGUUACACCACCAGCCCAGACCCCUGCUGUUAGACCACAGUUCAAGUCCCGCCCUCUGCCCCCUGACCUGACCAGAAGGCUUGGCUCUGAGAGGUCCACAGACCUCGGCAGUCCCUCCCCCAAUGAGGCGACAGACCGCCAUGAGAGUGACACUGAUCCUCAAAGGAGGGUGGAGGACUCCGUUUACAGCUUCAGUCACCAACAAAAGGUGGAUGAGGACAUCAGAGGCAUACAAGAGCAGCCCACCCAGACCACCUCUGACCCAUCAGCAGUACUGACUGAGGCAGGGCGACGGGUGGAGAGCUGCCCCAGCAGUGGGGCGCAGACGGUGCGAGCAGCCCUGUUUGAGAAUGUGGUGGAGAGACACAGCGUGCUGGUGAUGGAGGAGGAUAGGGCACAGAGUGCCACAAAGGGCUGUCCCAAGAGAAGUGUGACCCUCAAACUUGGGGAUGGGGAGAACGACGGCAGCCUGGUCACCGCCACCUACCGCAAGCCUGUGUCUCCCUCCAGUCCACUUCUUGUAGAGCACUUGUUUGACACUGUGCAGGCAGUGGGAGAGAGGAGAGCCGUUAGUGAGAGUGUCCCUUUGGCUCAGCUGGAGGACAAAGCCAUGACCCUGCGUUCCAGGCGUUCUGAGGGGAAUCGGUCAGCCAGGGCUGAGCCAGUGGAGGAGAGACAUGCUCAGGUCCAAGGAGUCCUCAGUUUGGCUCAAAGGAGAGCACCAGCCUCCCAACAGGAACAGGGUCCACGCUACCUGAGGGUUGGAGUUCUGCAGAAGUGGAAUACCACUGAGAUGGAUAGGGAGGCAGAGGUAGAGAAAGGAAGGCAAAGGGAAAAGGAGAGGGAGAGAAUGGAGGAUGAGAAAGAGAGGCAGAGGGAAGCGGAGAGGAGGAUGCAAAUGGAUGUAGACAGGGAGAAGCCGAGAGAACAGGAGAGGGAGAGAGAGGAAGUGGCAGCACCGAAGCGGUUGAAAAUGCUGGAGGCAGAUGAGCAGCCACCCAAGGCCAGGGCCACCUACUUUGCUCUGACUGGUCAGAUCCAGGAAAACAUAUCCUAUGGGGACGAGGAAACCGAGAGAGGGGACGUGGAAGUUCCCUUUGACAAUUUCUCUAUGAAGUCUGGACAAUGGGGCUCUCAAGGGAAGGUCUUACAAGUACGAAGGAACCCCUCUCUAGAUGAAGCUUUUGGAAAAAGCUCCCAAGGUCAACAACAAGAAGAACUGAUGGAGCGGAAUCAAACACCGGAAAGGGAGAGAGGAACGGCAUGGGACAGACGGACAUGGAGGGAGCAGCUGGAAAUAGAAAAACAAAAACAAGUAGACCUUGAGAAAGUAAGAGAAUUGGAGAGGGAGAAAGAACGGCAGAGGGAGAGCAAGGAGUUUGAGAGGGAGAAACAGACACAGCUGGACAUGGAGAGACAGAAACCGUUAGAAUAUGCAAGAAAGAGAGAGAAGGAAAAGCUAAAAGAAUUAGAAAGAGAGAGACGAAAUGAGUUGGAGAGCGAGAGACAAAGAGAGCUGGAAAGACAUCGAUGGCAAGAGCUGCAGAGGGAGAGACCGAUAGAGUUUGAAAAGGAGAGGCAGAGACAGUUAGACUUAGAGAGACAGAAAGAGUUUGAAAAGGAGAGGCAGAGACAGUUAGACUUAGAGAGACAGAAAGAGUUUGAAAAGGAGAGGCAGAGACAGUUAGACUUAGAGAGACAGAAAGAGUUUGAAAAGGAGAGGCAGAGACAGUUAGACUUAGAGAGACAGAAGGAGUUGGAGAGGACUGAAGAGUUGGAGAGAAUAAAGGAGAUGGAGAGAAGGCAAGCGUUUGAGUUUGAAAAACAGAAGCAGAAUGAGAGAGAGAGGCAACAGCUUCUUGAGCUUGAAAAGCAGAGACUAAGAGAAAAAAUGGAGAGAGCGGAGCAGGAGAAGAUGAGACAUCAAGCCAUACAACAGGAGGAAGACAGACAGAGAGAGUUGGAAAGGGAAAGACUGCAAGAGUUGGAGAGAGAGAGGCAACGCGAUCUGGAAAGACAGAAACGGAGAGAGUUGGAGAGGCAGAGACAGAAACAGUUGGACUUUGAGAGACAGGAAUUGGAAAACCAGAGGGAUAGAAAAGGGGAGUUAGAGAGGGAGAGACAGAGGGUAGAAGAACUGGAGAGAAUAAAGGAGAUGGAGAGAAGACAACUGUUUGAGUUUGAAAAACAGAAGCAGAAUGCGAGAGGGAGACAACAGCUUCAUGAGCUUGGAAAGCAGAGACUAAGGGAAAGGAUGGAGAGAGAGGAGCAGGAGAAGAUGAGACAGGUAUCCAUACAAGAGGAGGCAGAGAAACAGAGAAUCAUGGAGAGGCAGAGGAGAGAGAACCAGGAGAGGGGGGUGCUGGACUCUUUACCUCUCAGACCUAAAAUGCUGGAUCUAGACCCUGUGUCUCUGGGUGACAAGCACUCCAGAGGCAGUCCUCACUCCCCUGGUGUCCGCUGGAAGCAGCCCUCUCCCUGGGCAGAUGACCACUACAGACCUGGUAUCCUGGACAUAGACUCAUUCAGGUCCCAGACCGAGACACAACCCUUGCCCACUAGAGAGGUGUUCCCUGUCACUGGCAUCCAGGGCUCAGACCCAGGUAGUGGGGUAAGCUCCCACCCCCACUCUCUAGAAAGGGAAGGUGGCCAUAGGAUGGCUCCCGAGGGCGCAGUGGGGCGACCCAGUACAGUGUGGGCCCCCUCUCAGCAGGAGCUGUGGGAACAGAGGCUAAGCAUCGACGAGGAAUCAGUGGAUAGGCCCAUGGCUGGACCAGAGCCACCCAGGAAGUCUGCCAAUAAACCCAGCCUGGGGCAGCUCCUCCACAGACUGGAGGACAGGGCCACAGCCCCCAUCCUGGUCCCAGAGAGACGCUGGUCUGGUAUGCCCAGUGAAGCAUCCUUCCCCAGGAGAGAGCCCCACAGCCCUGGGUCCCCCAUGGAGCAGACCUGGUUCCCCCAGGACUCAGAGCCCCAGGGGCACAGGGCAGAGGCCAGAGGACAGAGGAGAUCUCAGGGCUCCCAGGAGCUGAACCGGAUGAGGUCCCGCAGCGUGUCCCAUAGAUCAGCCCCGUCUGAGGGUGCUAUGGAGGGGAGCCUGUCCAGGAUGAGGAGCAGGAGUGCACAUAGAGAGAGGGUCCGACAGAGCUGGGAGCAGUUGAAGCAGAAUCUGGACGGUGAGGAGUGGAGGGACAUGGACACACUGGUCCAUGAGACGGACAGUCAGUACGGGACCUGGGAGACAGGACUGCACACUGACGAUAGCCUGACUCCUGCCACGCCCACCUCAGACAGCCACCCCGGUCAGUCCCCUAGGAAACCCACUCCACUUUACACGCCAGGGGAACAUGUCCACUCCCCGCCCAGCGACCUCGACACUCCAGACGGCUUCCCUGCCCAGACCGAGAAACAACCCCUCCCCUUCCCUGAGGCAUCCACCAGCCUGCUGGACUCCAGUGCUCUGCGCUCCAGGGUGCAGUUGAGUAAGAUGCGGGGGCCACGUUCACGCCCCUCCAGGGUCUCUCGUAAGACUGCUGCUCUGUCUGUACACCCAGAGGGGCAGGCCACGCCUACUGAGGACUGGCGCUCUCGAGACUCCACAGAGGACAAAGUGGAGUCUUCCAAGAAGGACUCAGACUCUGAGGAGCAAGCGAGAGGAGCAGACCCCCGCUCUGCUGCUGCCUCCUCCCAGCCCCAGAGAGUCGCCCUCUUCCCUGGGAUGGACCCAUCUGCUCUCAUGGCCCAGCUCAAGAAGAGAAGUGACUCUGACAAUCAGACUGAGGGACCCGCCACUUCUUCCUCCCAGUUAUCCCGUUCUCCUAAAUCCCCCUUCCUUCCCCGGGCAUCCCGUGUGCUGCCCCCCUCCGGAGGGAAAGAAAAUGGUGAAGAGGCCUCACCACAGUGGCUGAGAGAGCUGAAAUCCAAGAAGCGCUUGAGUCAGUAUGAAAAUGACAGCUAAGUGUGAAUGAGCAGGUUGCCUUAACUGAAGAAUCUGGUGGAGAAUCGGACAGUAGCCUUAACCUUGGACCCUGAGAAGAUGGGAAUUCUGCUGCUGACGUUGUAAUUCGUCAUUUGUUUGUUUGUUUUCUCUGUUCUCUUCCUGCCUGGCUCAAAUACAUGUGCAUGGUGCCUUCUUUCAGACAACCUCGGUCUUAUGGAUGAAACGAGCAAGGGAAAACAUGGGGCUGCUCUGCUCAGCCUGUCCAUUUCACUGCUAGCUCCUCCACCUCCUGUGUCAGGGGGGUCUUUGCAUAAAGCCACUUUACCCUCUCACAUGACAGGGGAGACUACGGAAGGGGGGAUCCCAUUCUCUCCUGUCCGGUUGUAUUUCAUUAAUGGUUAACUUGUGGGACCACAUGCCUCUUAACCUGGAAGUGCUUCAGUAAGCUGGAGGACAGUAUAGCACUCCACAAGACAUAUUUUUAUUUAGUUUUCUAUUUUAAAUCUCAUUUUCAGGUUUGUCUAUGCGUUAACUGUAUCUGUCAGUGGAGGAGUGUUGGAAAAUAUUUCAGAUUUUAUUUUUUGUCAUGGAUCAUAGAGAACAAAACACUGCUGAACUAAUGGUCAGCCAGGCUGUAUUAUGUGUUACUAAUAAAUAUGCUAUCUGUAAUCAUGAAAUGUUAUAUUUGUAUUGUUGCUCAUUUGAAAGCUGAAUCAUAACAUGUCAGAGUGCUGGGUUUGUAUGGAGAGCAUUUAAAGCAUCGAGGCCCCAUUCCUCUGAGCCACUCAGUGACUGAUGUCAUCAACUAACUGAGAAUCUGUUGUGUUGACGUCAUGCAGUCCCUUUAAACUUAUGGUUAAAGAGGAAUGCUUUGUGUUCGCUGUAUUUUCAAUCAUGUCUGAAUCUGUUUCUACUGGUGGGGAGGGGAAGGGUUAAUCACAAUGGACAUCUACCUCCAUCUCAGUUACACGCACACACAUGAACACUAAUCAGCCUGUUCUUCCUCCCUUCACCUCCACUUACCUCUUCAGUGAAAGAUCAAAUGAUUGUGUGUGUAAUACUGAUGGAUGAGUGAGUAAGGAUUGCAAGGAAAAUGUACAUGUUACCAAUGAGCCAUACAUUUAAUGUGCACUCCAUGCAGUCUCUGGUCCUUUUCGUCAUGCUUUGCUCAGACACUUAACUGAAUGGCCACACCAAGUAGCAGUGGUACAAUCACAGUCUGGAUAUCAUGGCUUCAUCCACAACUGUAAUGGUCCCAUUGUGCACAUGGUCGGUGCAUCGGUGUGGAUGUAUAGUGGAAUGGUAGGAGUAUGGAUUACACUACUCCAGUGGGGAAUGCAAGUAAACUAUAUUGUUUUGAGAUGAGGGUGGUAAUUUACCCUUUUUUCUGCAAAUGACUUGGACUAUUUGCACCAGUUGUUAUAGGGCUUGUUUGAUCUGUCAUUCCCCUGACCAUGUUAGCCAUGCGCCACUGUCUUACUACAGCACUGACCGCAUUCCACAUUUUCGUAGACAGACGUUGGAACGCUUAUGCAAUGCACGUGAAUGUUUUGAGGGAAUCUUUGGAGUCGUUGUCCCUUUGGUGUCUGUCCAUGGCGUUUGACUUUGUCAUUACUUAAUUUUUUCUCUUUCUCGUUUGUUUUAUUUGAAAGUAAAAUGUAUAUUGCACUGUUGUAAGGCCGUUGUUCAAAAGUGUAAAUUCUCAAUAAAAUGUACUGCGUUAAGCUUC